Pungitius pungitius (ninespine stickleback) is the source of this 4280-nucleotide messenger RNA. It is a transcript of the gene slco1c1, whose product is annotated as solute carrier organic anion transporter family, member 1C1. The record is from RefSeq and is a predicted model, not a curated record. Gene Ontology annotation, molecular function: protein binding. NCBI's taxonomy places the organism in Eukaryota, Metazoa, Chordata, Actinopteri, Perciformes, Gasterosteidae. Gene Ontology annotation, cellular component: plasma membrane. The transcript has 15 exons. The coding region runs from base 583 to 2685 and encodes 700 amino acids. Gene Ontology annotation, biological process: sodium-independent organic anion transport; transmembrane transport.
CACCAAAAAGAGGGGACACAGCAGUGGUAAAAUCUCAUGAACUAAAUCAAAAAUUGGAAACAUCAGCUCUGUUUUCAGAACACGACAAUAGCUUAUUGUCAAAAGUCGCCGUGAAUGUUUUAUGGUUCUAAUAAAGCUUCGUUGAACUGUGCAUAAUUGAGAGAGAGAGAGAGAGAGAGAGAGAGAGAGAGAGAGAGAGAGACAGGGAGUCACCAGCGGGGGUCACUUCGCCGCGUGCGUUGGGCAUUUUCACGCUGCUUUUUCGCGGAGCUGUUCGCGGGGACUAAAAUGCCCGUCUGAUCCGCAUCGGUCUGCCGGGGAGUCACCGAGGAGUCGGCCGGACAUGAGCUGCGGAGAUCCGGGUCCCAGCAUCCAUGAAACCAGUCGACGCGUCUCCUCCGCUCCCGUGCGCGUGAGAGCCGUGACCGGGGCCGGUUGGACGGGGGCUCCCGGUGUGUCCGGUCGGGAGGUAGACCUCUGAAGCUCGAGCAACUUGAAGAACUGUAGAUUUGCAUGCAUCUGUGCCAAGAAACUGCGGUGCGGUGUGGGGCUUCUGCAAAUGAGACACAAAGAGGUUUCUGAAUGAUGGAGGCGGGAGCCGAGCGAGGACGCUCGCAGGGGAAUGGACACAGUGACGCCGCGGCCGGGGAACCGCGCUCCUCUCCCUGCACCAGCCUCAAGAUGUUUCUGGCGGCUCUGUCAUUUGCUUAUUUUGCGAAGGCACUGUCGGGGAGCUACAUGAAGAGCACAAUAACUCAGCUGGAGAGGCGCUUUGACAUCCCCAGUUACCUAAUAGGCGUCAUCGACGGGAGCUUCGAGGUCGGCAACCUGCUGGUCAUAGCUUUUGUCAGUUACUUCGGGGCCAAGCUCCAUCGGCCAAAGAUCAUUGCAGUGGGUUGUGUCCUGAUGUCCAUCGGCACCUUCAUUAUCGCCCUGCCUCACUUCAUCAUCGGACGUUAUGAAUUUGAAACAUCGGUGCGAUGGGUGGUGAACUCGACACAUAACCCCUCUCCGUGUCCGGUGGCCCUACAGACAGACCUGACCCAAGAUGGUAAAGGACCAGCCUCAGGUUGUGAGGGCGACUCGUACCUGUCCAUGUGGAUCUAUGUGCUCCUGGGAAAUGUCUUGAGGGGAAUUGGGGAGACGCCUGUUCAGCCUCUUGGAAUCUCCUACAUAGAUGAUUUUGCUAGUGAAGAGAAUGCCGCUCUCUAUGUUGGCUGUGUGCAGACCAUUUCGGUGGUUGGACCCGUGUUUGGCUACCUGUUAGGCUCCCUUUGUGCCAAAAUCUAUGUGGACAUCGGAUUUGUAAAAAUGGAAACUAUCACCAUCACGCCAUCAGAUUCUCGCUGGGUGGGGGCCUGGUGGCUUGGCUACCUCAUAGCUGGGGUCAUCACCCUGCUCUCCGCUAUACCAUUCUGGUUCCUGCCUCGCUCCCUGCCCGUGUCUGGACCCCGGGGCCCAGACAAAUGCACAGCAGAGCAGACCAGCUUCAUCAAAGAACCUCCUCUUGUGAAGCACAAGUAUCCUGCAGACGAAACUACAACUUUCAUAGAGAUGGCCAAAGACUUCAUCCCGACUCUGCGGACUCUGCUGGGACACCCUGUGUAUUUGAUCUACCUUUGUGUGACAAUCAUCCAGCUGAACUCGCUCAUUGGCAUGGUCACCUACAAGCCCAAGUACAUCGAGCAGCACUUCAGACAGUCCGCCUCGAAGGCCAACUUCCUCAUGGGUGUGAUCAAUAUCCCAGCUGUGGCACUGGGGAUGUUUUCUGGAGGUCUUCUGAUGAAGAGACUCAAGCUGAACAUCAUGGGAGCAGCCAGGUUUGCCUUUGGCACGUCUCUGAUCGGUUACAUCCUGUCGCUCUUCUUCUUCGCAAUGAGCUGCGAAAAUGCCGAGGUAGCCGGUGUGACGCUUCCAUACGACAGCAUGGAUGGGAUAUCUUAUGAUAAACACUCAGUGGUCGCAUCCUGCAACUCGGACUGCUUCUGUCCAUCGAGCGACUGGGACCCCGUCUGUGGAGAGAACGGCAUCACGUAUGUUUCCCCCUGUCUCGCCGGCUGCACCACCUCCGCUGGCUCGGGGAAAAACACAGUCUUCUCUAACUGUAGCUGUGUCGGUGGGGCUGGUAAUUCUACCGCCACUACCGGCCAGUGCCUUCACAAGGAGGACUGUGACGGGAUGUUCCCGUACUUCCUGGCUCUCUCUGUCGUCACUUCCUUCAUCAUCUCCCUUGGCGGCACACCGGGCUACAUGAUUCUUAUCAGGUGCAUCAAGCCACAGCUAAAAUCGUUGGCGUUGGGUUUCCAUGCUCUGGCUACGCGUACCCUCGCAGGGAUCCCCGCACCCAUCUACUUUGGAGCAAUCAUUGACACCACAUGCUUGAAAUGGGGUCAGAAAAGGUGUGGAGGCGUAGGAGCCUGUAGGAUCUACAACACCACUGCCUACAGGAUAGCCUACCUGGGUCUCACUCUGAGCCUACGGACGGUCUCGUUCCUCGUUUGCAUCCCGGGCUUCAUUCUGCUCGGUCGACAGCUGAAGAGGGAGGAGAGGAGCGCCGCCCACGGGGAUCUGGCCAACGGCGGGGCGGAGCUGGAGGCCCUCCGGAAGGAGGAGUUUGGGACUGCUAAUUCGGACCGAUCACAACAAGCGGCCGACAGCAGCAUAGACAGGGAGACGCGGCUGUGACAGAACGGGCAACACGGACUCCUCCGCGUUCCCGCCCACACACACACACACACACACACACACACACACGCGCAGGUAAACAAACGCAACCACAGACAUACAGAUACACACGGACUCAGAUUCAAUUUGCAGGGAUCAUCUCAUGUGAAGCAUCAUUUCUAUAUUUGUACUAUUGAAUCAAGGAAGGCUUUGUCAAUUUAACAGAAAUCUGAUAUUUGAGUGUACAUGCUUUUUUUUUUCCAUGUAAAAAUAUUUUUCAGAUUUGGUUGUUUGCACAAGCUAUUGGAUGGGAAAUGUGACUAACAAUUAUAAAGCUGCCUCUUUGAAUUUUUAAUUCAAAUUAAGGUUUUCUUCCCAAAAUCAGAAGGUUUAAAAAGACCAUAGAAAAGAGGUGUGGGACUAACUUUUAACGAAUAAUUAUUACGGUGAGGGAAAAUAAAUUAUUUCUCAUAAAAAUAGAAAAGAUAGAACAGCUUAUUGUAGAAAUGUGCAUAAACCUGUAUUUCAGUAUCUUAUCUUAAAAGGCUUGAUAUGACGUAUGUGCCUCAUUCACUCAACAGUUACCUCUAAAUCAUGUAUCUCACAUUUUGAACAGAUAUAUGAAUGUCAUUCCAUUUUGCUUUCACUCAUCUUUGACUGAAUGCAAGUCUAAAGACUUGUUCUGAAAGAUGUUUAACUUCAGACGGAGUCUAAAGGUUUUCUGUGUUACCUUAAGCCCAAAGUCAGGUGUGACUAUUGCAGUUUGUGGAGUGCGCUUUCUGAGCUGAAAGUGUCCCUUUGGUACUCCAUCCUACUAAAAAUGGAAAUUGUAUUUUAUUGAGAUUUACUUACCUGUUUGUUUUAGUGUAGGCUUCGCCAUAAUUGUAUAAUUUCACUGGUAUUGUUAAGAAAAAUAAAUAUUGUACCUUGACCACACAGCAUACAAAACUUUGUCAUGACACUGGUUCUUAGAAUUUGACUAAAUCUACUCAAAAUAUCCGAAUACACCUCGGCAGGUUGUGGUAUAAUACAAUUUUUGAAACAGCUGGCUGAGGCAAAUGCUUGCUUUUGUUUGUGCCAGAUGUUGUGCCUUUGGAAGGUCUGAAUUUGUACUGUUGCAUCAUUGAUGGAGAUCUCAAGAAAUGUGCAUUUAUGUAAUUGAUUUUUAUAAGGUCUGUCAUUUGUUUUUGUGUUUGUAUUUCUGAGUGUGCUUGAACUCCUGUGCAUAAACCUACUAACAGAACCAUCAUGGUCUAUUCUCAGGUUUCUACUAUCAAUUUCAUUCUCUAACAGCUUCAUCCAACAAUCAGAAACAAUCAGAAACCAUAUAAUGAAAUCUAUUAGAAUUUAUCCGUUGGCUGGUAGAAGUGUUUUUUAUCUUUGUAAAUGUACAGCAUAUCAUCAUUUUGUAACUUUACCAAAAUGGAUAUGUGCUCAUUGGGUGACUUAGUGGUGACUGAAUGGUAUUUUCGCACAGACUCGGCGAGGAGCUGUAGAGGAAGGACGUCAUUAUCUCAAUAAUGUAAGGCAUUUACUUGCAUUAAAGAAAUCAGAAUGUAAAUAAUUUUCUUGGAUUAUUUUUGUAACAUUUUGAAGAAUAUCUUAAAUGUAAUACU